GUGGGAGAUUUCAUUGGGUUCGUUAGUGAAGAGAUGUUACCGGCCUCAGUCCGGCUCGUCGAUGCGAUGAUAAAGUGGCCUGGAUCACAGGAGUCUUAUGAUACGGGAUAUGCUAUCGUUAAUGGUCCUGAUGUUCCUAUGAUGCAAUACAUAUCUCAUGGUACUAGAUGCUCACAGCAUAUGGGAAAAGCGAUGACUUUCUUGAAAUCUAGGCCAAGUGAAAGUGUGCAACGGGUGUUGAAAAGUCAUUCGUGGGGCGGUGCAGCAAAGGGACUUGUGGUAGAUGUUGGCGGUGCCAAGGGAACGGUUGGUAUCGACCUAUCUCGUUUCCUUCCUCAAGUCAAGUGUAUCGUUCAGGAUCAACUUGAAGUCGUUAGAGAUACAGCGGUACCCGAUGAUCUGCAGGAAAGAUUAAGUUUCAUGGCGCAUGACUUCUUUCAAGAGCAGCCUCUGAAAGGUGCGGAUGUAUAUCUCAUUUGUAAUGUCUUGCACGAUUGGUCAGACAAAUACGCAGCCAAUGUUCUUAGCAACUUGAUUCCGGCUUUGAAGAAAGGCUCGAAUCUAUUGGUUUGUGAUAGGCUUCUCCCGGCUCCUUGUACGUUAUCGCCGUACCAAGUGAGGAGACAGAGGGCUGAUGAUCUUUACAUGAAAGGUAUUCAAAAUGCUAGAGCUCGCUAUCCAAAUGACUGGGAACAACUCUUUGCAUCCGUUGAUUCGAGAUUCAAGUCAUUUGAGACGGGAACGGUUGAUGGAUUCCAGCUAUCAACUAGCAGUGUGAUAUGGGAGGGCGAAGCUAUAUACUAGAAGAUAAACUAUCUUUCUGAUCCUCUCUAUGACCCUUUGAAGAAACGUAUCACUAUAAAUUGGACGGAGACUUUCUCCUAAGAAUUGGUCAUUGGCUCAGAAAAAUCGAUGGCUGCGUAAGCAGCGGAUGAUAAAACUAGUAAAAUACCAUAUUCAAGCCGCCACCCCGAAUUAUGUAAAUUAGAUGAAAGUUCCCUUACCAUUCUAGAUGUCGAAUUCGAAUUCUUUUUUUCCUUUUACUCAUUUGAUCACAUCUCUGUGGGUUCCUUCGUGGAACAUGGCGUCGCUUUUACAAAUUUAUCUCGCGUCGCAGUGCGAAAGAGCA
Molecule: messenger RNA, 1129 nt
Organism: Botrytis cinerea B05.10
Lineage: Eukaryota; Fungi; Ascomycota; Leotiomycetes; Helotiales; Sclerotiniaceae
Exons: 2
Coding region: 34-804 (256 amino acids)
Molecular function (GO): O-methyltransferase activity
Source: RefSeq, a predicted model, not a curated record